This is a messenger RNA of Penicillium psychrosexuale, 1809 nucleotides long. Its product is annotated as putative transcription factor. Lineage: Eukaryota; Fungi; Ascomycota; Eurotiomycetes; Eurotiales; Aspergillaceae. Bases 1 to 1809 code for a protein of 602 amino acids. The record is from RefSeq and is a predicted model, not a curated record. Gene Ontology annotation, molecular function: zinc ion binding; DNA binding. Gene Ontology annotation, cellular component: nucleus. The transcript has 5 exons. Gene Ontology annotation, biological process: DNA-templated transcription.
AUGUACCAAGGGAUCCCCGCUGUGGAUGCUGUCAUGGAACCACCCCUCGAUGGGCACUCGGAAUAUGGCAGCAUGCGCAUCAGUGAGUCCGAGCUCCGGUAUGUUGGUGGUGACCAUUGGGCGGCUAUUCUCGAUGGAAUCGCGGAUUUGAAGGACCACUUUGAUCGGGAUGAGCAACUUCGACUAGCUAACACACCAGAUCAGCUGGCAUAUGAGCAAGGGCAUGACCUGUCCCGAGCCAAGUCCGGGUAUGCGCUACUCUUGUAUGGGUGCCGCAGGAUUGUGUCUCACGACGAGAUUUUGGCGGCUUUGCCACCCAAGGCUGCCGUUGAUCGCUACAUAUCUCGCUAUUUUAACUAUCUAGAUCUAGUUUCGUCUUCAGCUGUUCACGGCCCAGGCUUUUUAAGAGAGUAUGAGGAAUUUUGGACGAAUGUAUCCAACGUGCCAAUCAUGUGGAUUGGUCUUCUGUUCAGCAUGAUCUGUCUUGCUUGUUUAACUACUGAUACAUUCGAUGCCGAAGUGGAACGUCUCUCGCUUCAGAUCGACCUUUAUCGACAGAAGAUCGUCCAGUGCCUAGUGCUAGGCGAGUACACUAGAGCAGGACCGUACGUCUUGCAGACAGUCAUUAACUACGUCUAUGUGGAGUUUUUUCUUCGUACCGACGCGGAUCAAGAUACCUGGUAUCUGCUGGCCUUAGAAGUAAACCUGGCCAUGCGGAUGGGCUACCAUCGCGAUCCCAGUCAUUUCCCAGGUAUUUCCCCCUUCCAGGGAGAGAUGCGUCGCCGACUGUGGGCGACAGUGUUAAUGGGUGAUACACUUGUGUCAAACCAAAUGGGUAUGCCACGCAUGAUCUCCGACUGGAAAUGUGACACAAUGGAACCGCGAAAAUUGAAUGACACGGACUUUGACGAACAGUCCACCGAUCUUCCUCCGUCACCACUGGGAACAGUGGCCGAUCUCACAGAUGCAGUUAAACCAUGUAGUUAUGCAGAGGUGAUGCGCGUCGACGGCGUACUCCAAGACGCGGCAGCCAGUAUUCCUCCCCUCUUGCAGAUGAAGUCUAUGGCCACUAUUGUGACAGAUUCUCCGCAGGUCAUCAUGUCGCGUUUGUUCUUAGGUCAUAUGAUCUACAAGGGGCAGAUUGUGCUUCAUCGCCGGUUUCUAUACACAAGUCCGGACGAUGCGGAUUAUGAUUCGAUGAGCUACUCGCGGAAAGCCUGCUUGGCCGCUUCGCUGGGUAUGCUGAAUAUCCAACAUGUGCUUGAUGAGGAAGCAUGUCCAGGCGGCCAGCUCUAUACCAUGAGAUUUCGAGUGACUUCCAUCAUGAACCACCAGUUCCUCACUGCUACUAUGGUACUAUGUUCAAUUCUUCAUCGUGGGAAGACAAUACAGCGGGAACAAGAUAUACGGGCGGCCCUUCAUCUUUCCAGGUCCAUUUGGAUGCGAAAGAGUUCCACUUCCAAAGAGGCAAAGAAAGCGGCUGAGACUGUUAGUUUUGUGCUCGCCACGGCCGGCGAUGGUCGUAAGCCGGACCUCGCUUUUAACCAAGAUAUUUCCCACUAUGUACAAGACAAUGAUCAAACGAAGACUUUCCAGGGAAGUUGUGCCAAAGGCACAGGCCAAAAUCCAGACGAGGAACUGCUAUUCCCAGACAACAUGAGUUUAUUUGAGCCCGACCAUUUUGUUAUGACUAGCUCCCUCGGGAUGUUCGCGUCGCCCGGCCAGCAGAAUCAACACUUUGGGGUUAAUUGCAACGGAAUAGAGAGCCCAUUUGAGGAGUGGAUGGUGAUGAAUCUGCCUCAGCCAUGA